Molecule: messenger RNA, 861 nt
Organism: Naumovozyma castellii
Lineage: Eukaryota; Fungi; Ascomycota; Saccharomycetes; Saccharomycetales; Saccharomycetaceae
Gene: PET130
Product: Pet130p
Exons: 1
Coding region: 1-861 (286 amino acids)
Source: RefSeq, a predicted model, not a curated record
AUGAAAGUAACUAGUAGGUUAUCCACAUUUACCUUACAAUUUCUAAGAGAUCCAAAGAAAUAUUAUGAUAAGACGCUACCUGUAACAAAAGAUUCUCCACCUGUCUCGAAUUUAGUUGAUAAACCAAAGCCAGAUCCCAUAUAUAAAUGCAAAAAUACAUUCAUAAAGAAUAUAUCUAAACCUUUGAAAGAGCAUUCACAAUUGAAAGGAGUUUUGAAAGAUUUACAAAACCUUUAUUCAAAGCCGCCAAAGGAGGCAAUGGUUCAUUCAUGUGAGUAUUUCACAAUGUUUUAUUAUCCUCCAGAUCACAUUCUAUCUCUUUUUAGAAAAAGUAGACCAGCAGUUUCCAUUACACCCUUGCGGAGCCCAGUGGGUAUUCUGAAUGGUGGUGUUGCUGAAGCAAAUCCUUUGGUGGAUAGAAUAUAUCAAGGUAGGAAGGUAGAACAUCCCAGAAAUUACGCAUUUCAAAGAAGAAAUAGCCGUGUUUUUAUAAGAGACAGUUUCCAAAGGAUAUGGUGUCAAUUGAAUGGUGACACAGCUAUCUUUGAGUCAUUACAGAUGUUACCUUUCAAUGGAGGGGAAGCCAAGUGGUUAGAUUCUAUGGGGAGGCCCAAAAUUGGGGUAUCAAAAGAUGGAUUUUACCUAUUUCAUUUGAAAUUGUUUCCAAACUCAACGAAUGGAGAGUUAUAUACAACCGAGAUGGAAAAAGGUAUUGAAAAGGUGGCAGCUUUGCCAUGGGAUAAAUUGGUAGGCUCGUCCAAAAACUGGAUCCAAAAAUUUAACCAAAAAAUUAAGGUAAAUCUUCUUAACAAACUUUUACGGGAGCAACAAAUUCCAAUUAAAGUGAUUGAACUUGAAUAA